GUUGUCUCCAUGAUGAGCAGAAGCAAGAAAAACUGACAGCUAUUUCUGGAACUCUGGAUAUACAACUUUAAUUUGUAGGAACUCUUCCAUAAUGAAAACCUCAUACAGUUACCUUGAUGAUAGCAGAAGGAUGAGAGGAAAGUUAUGAUGGCAAAAAACAGAGAGCCACGUCCCCCAUCUUAUGCUAUUAGUGUUGUUGGACUAUCUGGAACUGAAAAGGAUAAAGGUAACUGUGGAGUUGGCAAGUCGUGUUUGUGCAAUAGAUUCGUUCGUUCAAAAGCAGAUGAUUAUUACCCCGAGCAUACCUCUGUGCUUAGCACAAUUGACUUUGGAGGAAGAGUUGUUAACAAUGAUCACUUUUUGUACUGGGGUGACGUAACACAAAGUGGCGAGGAUGGAAUAGAAUGCAGAAUUCAUGUCAUCGAACAGACCGAGUUCAUUGAUGAUCAGACUUUCUUGCCUCAUCGGAGUACAAAUUUACAACCUUAUAUAAAACGUGCAGCUGCCUCCAAGUUGCAGUCGGCAGAAAAACUAAUGUACAUUUGCACAGAUCAGCUAGGCUUGGAGCAAGACUUCGAGCAAAAACAAAUGCCUGAAGGGAAAUUAAGCAUAGAUGGCUUUUUAUUGUGCAUUGAUGUCAGUCAAGGAUGCAAUAGAAAGUUUGAUGAUCAACUUAAAUUUGUUAAUAAUCUCUAUAUCCAACUAUCAAAAUCUAAAAAACCCAUCAUAAUAGCAGCGACGAAAUGUGAUGAAUGUGUGGAUCACUAUCUGCGAGAAGUUCAGGCAUUUGCUUCGAAUAAAAAGAACCUUGUGGUAGUAGAAACAUCUGCAAGAUUCAAUGUCAAUGUUGAAACAUGUUUUACCGCAUUGGUACAAAUGAUGGAUAAAACUCGUGGUAAACCUAAAAUAAUACCCUAUCUGGAUGCCUAUAAAACGCAAAGACAACUAGUUGUUACUGCAACGGAUAAAUUCGAAAAGCUUGUGCAAACUGUGAGAGACUAUCAUGCCACUUGGAAAACUGUUAGUAAUAAACUGAAAAAUCAUCCCGAUUAUGAGGAGUACAUAAACUUGGAAGGAACAAAAAAGGCCAAAAAUACAUUUUCCAAACACAUAGAGCAACUCAAACAGGAACAUAUUAGAAAAAGAAGAGAGGAAUACAUUAACGCAUUGCCAAGAGCUCUUAAUACUCUUCUGUCGAAUCUUGAUGAGAUUGAACACUUGAACUGGUCAGAAGCCUUGAAGUUAAUAGAGAAGAGGUCUGACUUCCAGUCAUGUUUUGUGGUGCUUGAAAAAACACCCUGGGAUGAAACUGACCAUAUAGAUAAAGUGAAUGACAGAAGGAUUCCAUUUGAUCUUCUUACUACACUAGAAGCAGAAAAAGUUUAUCAAAACCAUGUACAGCAUCUUAUAUCUGAAAAAAGGAGAGUUGAAAUGAAGGAGAAGUUCAAAAAAACUCUUGAGAAAAUCCAGUUCAUUUCACCUGGACAGCCAUGGGAAGAAGUUUUAUGUUUUGUAAUGGAGGAUGAAGCAUUCAAAUACAUCACUGAUGGAGAUAGUAAGGAAGUGUAUAGCAGGCAUCAGAGGGAGAUUGUGGAAAAAGCCAAAGAGGAGUUUCAGGAAAUGCUUUUUGAACAUUCAGAGCUGUUUUAUGACUUGGAUCUUAAUGCAACGCCUAGCUCAGAUAAAAUGAGUGAGAUUCAUGCAGUUCUGAGUGAAGAGCCUAGAUACAAAGCUUUACAGAAACUUGCACCUGAUAGAGAAUCUCUUCUGCUUAAACACAUAGGAUUUGUUUAUCACCCAACUAAAGAGACUUGUCUCAGUGGCCAAAAUUGCACGGACAUUAAAGUAGAGCAGUUACUUGCCAACAGUCUUCUGCAACAGGACCAUGGCCGCUCAAAUUUAUACCAUGAUAGUGCCAAUAUUGAUAAAGUUAAUCUUUUCAUUUUGGGUAAAGAUGGCCUUGCGCAGGAAUUGGCAAAUGAAAUUCGCACACAGUCCACUGAUGAUGAGUAUGCCUUAGAUGGAAAAAUAUAUGAACUAGAUCUUAGGCCAGUUGAUGCAAAGUCCCCAUACCUGUUGACUCAGCUGUGGACCUCUACCUUCAAACCACAUGGUUGUUUCUGUGUGUUUAACUCUAUUGAAUCACUAAAUUUUAUUGGAGAGUGUAUUGGAAAAAUAAGGACUGAAGCAUCUCAGAUAAGGAGAGACAAGUAUAUGGCUAAUCUUUCCUUUACACUAAUAUUGGCUAAUCAGAGGGACAGCAUUAGCAAGAAUCUACCUAUUCUGAGACACCAGGGUCAACAACUGGCCAACAAAUUACAGUGUCCUUUUGUAGAUGUGCCUGCUGGUACAUAUCCACGCAAAUUUAAUGAGGCCCAAAUUAAACAAGCUCUGAGGGGGGUCCUCGAAGCAGUUAAACACAACUUUGAUGUUGUAAGUCCAGUUCCCACUAUUAAAGAUCUGUCAGAAGCUGACUUGAGGAUUGUGAUGUGUGCCAUGUGUGGUGAUCCAUUCAGUGUGGAUCUCAUUCUUUCACCUUUCCUUGAUUCUCACUCCUGCAGUGCUGCUCAAGCUGGCCAGAGUAAUUCUUUGAUGCUUGAUAAAAUGAUAGGAGAAAAGAGGCGGCGAAUACAAAUAACUAUUUUAUCGUACCAUUCCUCAAUUGGCGUAAGGAAAGACGAACUCGUUCAUGGAUAUAUACUAGUUUAUUCCGCCAAGCGGAAGGCAUCUAUGGGAAUGCUUCGGGCAUUUCUUUCUGAGGUCCAGGAUACGAUUCCAGUCCAGCUAGUGGCUGUUACUGAUAGCCAGGCUGACUUCUUUGAGAAUGAAGCAAUCAAGGAGCUAAUGACUGAAGGAGAGCACAUAGCAACUGAGAUUACUGCUAAGUUUACAGCUUUAUAUUCAUUAUCUCAAUAUCAUCGUCAGACUGAGGUUUUCACAUUGUUCUUCAGUGAUGUGUUGGAGAAGAAAAACAUGAUUGAAAAUUCUUAUAUAUCAGACAGCACGAGGGAAUCAACCCAUACAAGUGAAGAUGUUUUUCCAAGAUCGCCCAGAGGAAGUUCCCUUGACUAUAAUUAUCCAGAUUCAGAGGAUGAUACGGAAGGACCACCACCUUAUAGUCCAAUUGGUGAUGAUGUACGGUUGCUUCCAACACCUAGUGACCGUUCAAAGUACCGACUGGACCUGGAAGGAAAUGAGUAUCCUAUUCACAGUACACCACUCAAUUGUCAUGACCAUGAACGCAACCAUAAAGUGCCUCCCCCAAUAAAACCGAAACCACUUGUUCCAAAAACAAAUGUGAAAAAACUGGACCCCAAUCUUCUGAAAACAAUUGAGGCAGGCAUUGGUAAAAAUCCCAGGAAACAGCCUUCUCGAGUGCCCACAGCACCGCCAGAAGAUAUAGACCCAUCUGAUAAUUACGCUGAACCCAUUGACACUAUUUUCAAGCAUAAAGGCUUUGCAGAUGAUAUCUAUGCAGUUCCGGAUGAUAGUCAGAAUCGUAUUAUAAAAGUUCGAAACUCAAUUGUUUUAAAUGCUCAAGGUGAUGAAGAAAAUGGAUAUUCUGAUAGACUAUCUAGAGGCCAUGGAGAAAGAAGGCCUUCAAAAUACAAAUAUAAAUCUAAGACAUUGUUCAGCAAAGCUAAGUCUUACUAUAGGAGAACGCAUUCAGAUGCAAGUGAUGAUGAGGCUUUUACCACUUCUAAAACUAAAAGAAAAGGAAGACAUCGUGGAAGUGAAGAGGACCCGCUUCUUUCACCUGUCGAAACAUGGAAGGGUGGCAUAGAUAACCCUGCUAUUACUUCAGAUCAAGAACUGGAUGAUAAAAAAAUGAAGAAGAAAACUCAAAAAACAAAAGAAGAAAAGAAGCAGAAAAAGAAAACAAAGCCAUUAAAUCCUCCAAUCCGUAGAAACUGGGAAAGCAAUUACUUUGGGAUGCCCCUACAGGAUCUGGUUACAGUGGAGAAACCCAUACCUCUCUUUGUUGAAAAAUGUGUGCAAUUCAUUGAAGAUACAGGAUUAUGUACUGAAGGUCUGUACCGUGUUAGUGGAAAUAAAACAGAUCAAGACAAUAUUCAGAAGCAGUUUGAUCAAGAUCACAGUAUCAGUCUAGAAUCUAUGGAAGUGACAGUAAAUGCUGUGGCUGGGGCUCUCAAAGCUUUUUUUGCAGAUCUGCCAGACCCACUGGUUCCUUACUCUUUGCAUCAAGAGUUGUUAGAAACAUCAAAGAUCCUGGAUAAAACAGAACGACUGCAUGAGUUAAAGGAAAUUGUGAAGAAAUUCCCUCCUGUGAACUAUGAUGUCUUCAAAUACAUAAUAACACAUCUAAACAGGGUUAGUCAGCAAUAUAAAACCAACUUUAUGACUGCUGAUAACUUAUCGAUUUGUUUCUGGCCUACUUUGAUGAGACCUGAUUUUGAAAACAGAGCGUUUUUAUCUACCACCAAGAUCCACCAGUCAGUAAUAGAGACCUUCAUUCAGCAGUGUCAGUUUUUUUUCUACAAUGGGGAGGUGGUAGAAGCACCUACGGCAGCGGCCUGUCAGCCCCCGCCCUCCAACCCAGUGCAGAUGGUGGAGCCCAUGGUGCCUCUGCAGCUACCGCCGCCGCUGCAGCCGCAGCUCAUACAGCCCCAGCUACCAGCAGACCCUCUUGGUAUUAUAUAAACAUAAGAUGAUUGCAGGCAGCCUGGCCAUGGACAGUAAGGAAAAGCUUGUAGACAUGCAUGUUUCAGGAUACAGUAAUGUACUUCAUAUUUAUGAAAAAAAAAAUUCACAUCCAACUGAUCGGACAUGUUUUUUGUUAUAUCCCGUACUGUGUUCCUCAUUUGUACAUGCUGCAGAUGAUUUAAAAAAAAUGUGAUAAGCAUGACUGGAGAGGUUUAAUUUUUAAAAGCAAAAAUAGCUAUAAAGUACAAAGCUGCUGCUGCAUGAUACCUUAUUGCAAUCACUAUAUCAUUCCUGUGACAGUUUGUCACAAUAUAUUGUGAAUAAAAUUUUUCUAUAGAAAUUUAAUGAUUUAAAAAUACAUUUAUGAAACAUUCAGUGCUUACAGCCUGCUUUAUGGCUGUUUUUGUUAUUUAACAUGCUAUUUUUGGCAAUUUUAUUCACCUUCAAGCGUUCUGUGUAAAUGACGAAAGCCCAGCUAUAGUUUAUUUUGUAAUCUCCUGGUGACUUCUGUGACGGUAUGCUUAGGAUGACAUAUGGACGAAUGAAAAGUGCACUGUUGAGAACUUUACAAUCCCUUACCUUCCAUCUUUUCCUGUAAGUAAGCCUGUGGAGAGUUUGUUAAGGGUGGGUAAACUUGCUUCUUAUUUCUUACAGCACAAUACCAAGGACAUGCUUGUUGUAAAAGUGAGUUUCAAAUAUUGUACAAAAAUUUUGAUGUUGCCUACUUAUUUCUUUUAUGUUCCAUUACUGAACUAAACAUUUUGUAAAACUGUUAAUUCUGUAAACAGCUGCAUGUUUAAAAGAUCAUUGAUGGUCUUGUAAACUUAAUCUAAUAUAUUUUAGAUAUUUUAAUUUUUCCCACUUGGGAAUACAUUUAGUGUUUAGAAAAUAGUUCAUGACAUUUUCAUAUAAGGUUAUAUAACUUUUCAUACAUAAACAUGAACUUUGUUGUAGUAAAAUUCUCUAAACCAAACAACGUUUUAAUCUAGGACUUCAAUUAAUCUAUUCUUUAAAUCUAUUUUUAUGUGACCCUUUAAAGAUAUACAAAAAUGCAUUGCUAAUACAUAGCAAUAAAUACUUUGGGUACUGACAAUUAACCUCUUUGGAGUGUGUAUAUAUAUAAAAUCACAUAAACUUGUAUUCAUAUUUUUUUCCUGUGGUAUGUUGUACUAAAAAUUCAAAUGACUGAUUUUGUUUUUGCACCAUUUUUUUAAUGUUAUCUUUUUUUUGUCUUUUAUUUUCCUUUUACAUUGGUACCAAUUUUGCUGUAAAACAAUGCUGCUUAAUUUAAACAAAUCUUUUGGUUAAAUAUUUUGUUAGUGGUUUAAAAAAAAAAAAACAAAAAAAGAAGGUUACAAACUGUAGCUAAGGGGCGACCAUAGAUAAAGACUAUUUGUAAGAAUUCUCAUAGCAGCUUUUUUCUUUCAUGCUCAAAAUUUACCUUUUUAGGUCUGCAGAAAAAAAGAAGUUUUGACUCAUACAGCUGCUAGAAUGUUUUGUGUAGUUUAAAAAAAAAAAAAAAAAGCUUUAUGAUGGUCACUGUUGUAAUCUUCACUUAUAACAAGAUUUAAGAUCGUCUUGUAUGUAUUAUAGUAAAUAGAUGAUUUUGAGAA
Messenger RNA from Tinamus guttatus (white-throated tinamou), 6278 nucleotides. The record is from RefSeq and is a predicted model, not a curated record. Lineage: Eukaryota; Metazoa; Chordata; Aves; Tinamiformes; Tinamidae.